AUGCCCGUCUUCGAAGUCCGUAAAUCCAUGCAAGAGAGGUACAGCGUCGACAGACGGAACAUCUAUGAUUACUUCCAUUCUCGGGGAUUACGGGUCUCAAAAGAGGACAAGCAUCAGAACCUGGUCAGGAGCAGGAAGGCGGCGGCUGCCAAGACGGCACCAGCUACUGGU
Messenger RNA from Schizophyllum commune H4-8, 171 nucleotides. RefSeq lists its product as uncharacterized. NCBI's taxonomy places the organism in Eukaryota, Fungi, Basidiomycota, Agaricomycetes, Agaricales, Schizophyllaceae. The transcript is spliced from 2 exons. The annotation marks the transcript as partial. The record is from RefSeq and is a predicted model, not a curated record.